This is a messenger RNA of Penicillium mononematosum, 795 nucleotides long. Its product is annotated as MBL fold metallo-hydrolase. The record is from RefSeq and is a predicted model, not a curated record. Bases 1 to 795 code for a protein of 264 amino acids. The transcript is spliced from 2 exons. NCBI's taxonomy places the organism in Eukaryota, Fungi, Ascomycota, Eurotiomycetes, Eurotiales, Aspergillaceae.
AUGGCAGUAACAUCCAAACCUACCCUUACAAUCACACACGUCACCACUGCAACUGCCAUUCUCAACAUUGAUGGAGUCAACUUCCUGACAGAUCCCUUCUUCGGAGCUAUCGAAGGGACAGAAUAUGAUUCCACCGCAGUCUGGGAACAAGUGGACCUGAAAAAGUUCGGUUUUGAAAGCAUUCCGCCACCACCACAUCUUAUCAACAAGCAAGGUCCAGCUCUUCAGCUCAAUGAACUGCCGCCUAUCGAUGCUGUGCUUCUUAGUCAUGAGGAUCACCUUGACAAUUUGGACCCAGAAGGCCGCAAGCUGCUGGAUGGUCGAAAGGUGUUUACCACCGUCGACGGUGCCACCAACUUGCGAAAAAUGUACAAAAUCACUGGUACCCCUUGCAAGCACUUCCCAAUUGGAGAAGUUACGGGCUUCGUCCUAGAGACCGAUUCGUUCGGCCUUGACUCAUCUGGCAAGCCUAACGCAAUCUAUUUCUCCGGGGAUACCGUGUAUAUUGACGAGCUGCGAGAGAUUGGAAAGAGAUGGCAUAUUACUGCAGCCAUUUUCAACCUGGGAAAUGCCACCUUUGACUUCCCAACUGGCCCCAUUCAGAUUACAAUGGACGGCAAACAAGCCGUUCAGCUCGCCCGUGAUAUCGGCGCCGAUGUCAUGGUCCCAAUUCAUUUUGAAUCGUGGGAACAUUUCAAGGAGGGCCGGGCGGAGUUGGAGGAGGUUUUCGCCCAAGAGGGAUUCUUGGACAAAGUGUGCUGGACAGUUCCUGGCAUUCCCAAGGUUGUUUUUUAA